Messenger RNA from Odontomachus brunneus, 794 nucleotides. Its product is annotated as calcium load-activated calcium channel. The record is from RefSeq and is a predicted model, not a curated record. The transcript has 4 exons. Gene Ontology annotation, cellular component: endoplasmic reticulum; endoplasmic reticulum membrane; cytoplasm. Gene Ontology annotation, molecular function: calcium channel activity. Gene Ontology annotation, biological process: endoplasmic reticulum calcium ion homeostasis. Bases 224 to 775 code for a protein of 183 amino acids. NCBI's taxonomy places the organism in Eukaryota, Metazoa, Arthropoda, Insecta, Hymenoptera, Formicidae.
CCUUUGGCUUCACCUAUGCUACAAUGUGCUCCGUCCAUAUAUUCUUACGUCCAUGGAUAUACCUAUGGUCCAUACAGUGAAAUAUUCCGAUGAACAGUCAUUCUUGAUGCAUUUUUUAUCAUGCUUUUGACUACACGAAAAAUAAUUGAUAUAAACUAAUUAUAUAAAAAAUUAAGUUAUAUGUCUAGAAAAAGAUACUAAAAUACAUAUAAUUCUUGCAAAUAUGUGGGCAGAUACUAUUCUAAUUGUAUUUAUCAGCAUAUGCACAGCAUUGUUAGGUGAAGGAUUAACAUGGCUAAUGGUGUAUAGAACUGAAAAAUAUCAAAAAUUGAAGGCUGAAGUGGAAAAGCAGAGUAAGAAGUUGGAAAAGAGAAAAGAAGCCCAUGGUGAUUCUCUGGAUAAACAACAAAAGAAAAAGAUAGAGCGUGAAGAGGAAAGAUUAAAAAAUAAUAAUCGAGACUUGUCUCUUGUGAAAAUGAAAUCAAUGUUUGCAAUUGGAUUUGCCUUCACAGCGCUUUUAAGUAUGUUCAACAAUAUAUUUGAUGGACGAGUUGUUGCUAGAUUGCCAUUUGUCCCAAUCAGUUGGAUACAAGGCUUGUCACAUAGAAAUCUGUCAGGCGAUGAUUACACAGAAUGUUCAUUUAUAUUUUUGUAUAUAUUAUGUACUAUGAGUAUCAGACAGAACAUUCAGAAAAUGCUUGGCUUUGCACCAUCCAGAACUGCAAGCAAACAAAGUGGAGGUAUCUUUGGACCUCCCCCUCAACAAUUUAAAUAAAUUCAUAUUUGAAAAAUUA